This is a messenger RNA of Hippopotamus amphibius kiboko, 2279 nucleotides long. RefSeq names its product glucosaminyl (N-acetyl) transferase 4 (gene GCNT4). Gene Ontology annotation, molecular function: acetylglucosaminyltransferase activity. Gene Ontology annotation, cellular component: membrane. The transcript is spliced from 2 exons. The coding region runs from base 292 to 1656 and encodes 454 amino acids. Lineage: Eukaryota; Metazoa; Chordata; Mammalia; Artiodactyla; Hippopotamidae. The record is from RefSeq and is a predicted model, not a curated record.
ACUCGCUCUGCGGGAAUCGCGGCGGCAGCGCCCCUCCCUCCCCUCCACGUCACGGGGGCCGCUGGGCGCUCUCCCACCCCCGGCCGAGGGAGAGCAACUCUCCAGCGGGGCGCGCCGCCGCCGAGGUGGCGGCGGAGGACGAGGACGAGGACCGGGAGGAGGUGGGAGCCAGUCGCUGCCGCCGCCGCCGCCGCCGCGGAACCGGGAGUCCGCAGCGCAGCUCGCGGCCCGGCCGGAGCGGCUCCUGCAGCCGCGGGGACCCCGCGCUCGGGGCUCCCCCGCUCCCUUUCAAUGAAGACAUUCAAAUGUUGUUUUAAAUACCACCUACAGCAGAAAGUUUUCAUCCUGUUUCUAACCCUAUGGCUGUUCUCCUUGUUGAAGCUUCUAAAUGUGAAACGACUCCUCUUCCCUGAAAGAGGCAUUUACUUGGUUGAGUACUCCUUAAGUACCUCGCCUUUUGUAAGGAACAGAUACACCCAUGUUAAGAAAGAAAUCGGGUAUGAGAUUAACUGUUCCGGUGUCUACGAACAGGAGCCUUUGGAAAUUGGCAAGAGUCUGGAAAUAAGACGACGAACCAUUAUCGACUUGGAUGAUGACGAUGUCGUGGCAAUGACCAGUGACUGUGACAUUUAUCAGGCCCUACGAGGCUACCAGGAAAAGCUUGUUUCAAGGGAGGAGAGAAGCUUCCCAAUAGCCUAUUCUUUGGUUGUUCACAAAGAUGCAAUUAUGGUUGAAAGGCUAAUCCAUUCUAUAUACAACCAGCACAAUAUUUACUGCAUCCAUUAUGACCGUAAAUCAUCUGAUACCUUCAAAGUUGCCAUGAACAAUUUAGCUAAGUGCUUCUCCAAUAUUUUCAUUGCUUCCAGACUAGAGACUGUGCAAUAUGCACACAUCUCCAGACUCCAGGCUGAUUUAAAUUGCUUGUCAGACCUUCUCAAGUCUUCAGUUCAGUGGAAAUACGUUAUCAACCUGUGUGGGCAGGAUUUUCCUCUGAAGUCAAACUUUGAAUUAGUGUCAGAGUUGAAGAAACUCAAUGGAUCAAAUAUGUUAGAGACGGUGAAACCCCCUAACACUAAGAUGGAAAGAUUCACUUAUCACCAUGAACUCAGACAGGUGCCUUAUGAAUAUGUGAAACUACCAAUGAGGACAAACAUCUCCAAGGGAGCCCCACCUCAUAACAUCGAGAUAUUUGUUGGCAGUGCUUAUUUUGUCUUAAGUCGAGCAUUUGUUACAUAUAUUUUCAACAACUCCCUCGUUAAAGACUUUUUGGCCUGGUCUAAAGAUACGUACUCUCCAGAUGAGCACUUCUGGGCUACCUUAAUUCGGGUACCAGGAAUUCCCGGAGAGAUUUCUAGGACAGCCCAGGAUGUGUCUGACCUACAGAGUAAGACCCGCCUGGUCAAAUGGAAUUAUCUAGAAGGCCUUUUCUAUCCCAGUUGUACUGGCUAUCACCUCCGAAGUGUGUGUAUCUAUGGAGCAGCAGAACUAAGGUGGCUUAUAAAAGAUGGACAUUGGUUUGCUAAUAAAUUUGAUUCUAAGGUGGACCCUGUGUUGAUUAAAUGCUUGGUGGAAAAGCUUGAAGAACAGCAGAGAGAGUGGGUCACUGUAUCUUCAGAAAAGUUAUCUAUGGCUAAAGCCCCCACAACCACAUCAUGAUACAGUCAUGAUGGAAAUAAGGUUAAUAUGGAAUUGCAUGCUCUACCAUGGCCAGUACCAUUUGUGUUUAAGCUCCUCGUAGUCUGAAAGGUGGCUACAGUUCCACGCACAAGGGAAAGUGACCUGGCCUUUAGUGACAAUUAGUCUGUUGUAGGUUGGGUAUUUCUAUGUUUGUUUUCACUUGUAAUCUCGCUGAGCUAAACGGGAGAUUUUAAAUAGUCAGUAAUCUGAUAUCUGUUGAGUUCCUGCUAUAUGUGAGGCACUUUUUUAGAAACAUGUCGGAAUUCAGUCCAAGCUGUAAUGAGUUAUACAGUGCCCUCAAGGAAUGGUGGCUUACCCUGAUCACACAGCACCCUUAAUAUCUUAAGUUCUCCACAAAACAAUCAGGGUUCCACUGAAGAAACUGUGGAGUGUGUGAUAUUUAUAUAACCAUAUUAACCACCAAUUUCAGAGCAGUGUUUAAGUAUAGUGACCAACACUCCACUUACCUCUUAAUUCAGCUCUCUAGACAUUUCUUAACCAUCAGAAUAUUAGAAGGAGCGAUGCUACUACCUCAGAAGAACUCAAAGAAUUGUCCAAUUUCCUGCUUGUCAGAAGCAUACUUUACCUGUGGUACUCGCUUA